Molecule: messenger RNA, 2717 nt
Organism: Malus domestica (apple)
Lineage: Eukaryota; Viridiplantae; Streptophyta; Magnoliopsida; Rosales; Rosaceae
Molecular function (GO): protein binding
Source: RefSeq, a predicted model, not a curated record
AUUCACUGAAACCCUUCUCUCUCUCUCUCACUCUCUCUCUCUCUCUCUUCCCCCAUCAAUCACUUCAUUUACUUCAAAACCCUCUCUUUCUCUCUCUAGAAACCGACCAAAAGGACAAACUUGUAGGCACAACACAAGAAAGCGCUACAUCCCAAAGGCCAAAGAGCCCUUUUGCUUCUCCCCCCAUUUUCCACUCAACAAAAAACACACACAAAUUCGGAAAGUUCGAGUCUUUUCGCAGAGAAACUCAAAUUCCAGCGAACGAAAUUGGAUUUUUAGGGUGAAAGAAAUUAAAUAAAAUUCGGAAUCCAUGGCGGAGAUUCAACCGCAGCCGGUGCCUCAGAUCAACGGCGGAGGACAGUUUUUGAUGGGUUCGUCUGAGACGGUUGGAUCGAAGCGACAGCGGAGGCCCAGCGUCCGGUUGGGCGACAUCGGAGGAGACCAGCCGUACGAUUCGCAGGUGCGCCGCGCCACCAAGCAGUGGAGGCUCCCGCCGGACCACCGCAAAGACGCCAAUAAGUCCUCAAAGCCUCGACCUUUAACGAAUUUAAGCUCCGUUGGGGAAUUCCAUGAAACCCUAGACGGCGAAGACAGAGAGGCCAAUCUCGAUAGUGUUGCCAUUGGGAGCUGGAAGGUCAAGGACGCCAAGAAACGGGCUUCGAGCGUCACGAAACGGGUCAGAUCCAAUUGGGUAUCUUCCAAGAUCGAUGAAGGUGGCGGCGAAGGGGACGAGAAAUUCAGUGGAGCGGAGGACGUCGAUGAUGGGUAUCAUCGCGAUUUUGAUGUCGAAAACUCGGAAAGCCCGUUGAAAGAGCGGAGCCCAAUUCACAGUUCGGAGAAUUUGGGUGUGGAUGGGCAUGCCAAUGGAAGGGAGCUGCUUUACCAUGGAAGUAGAAGACCCAUUAGGACCAGGAUUUCGGAGGGUAGGGAUAACCAUGAUGGUAUUGAGCUAUCCGGGCCGUCGGAUAACGAUGCCAGGGAUUGGAAUUGUAGAGGGACAAGUGGGGUUAGAAUUGGGAAUGAAGGAAGAGGAAGGUGUGGAGAAGAUGGGGUUAGGGUUUGGCUCAAUGGGUUAGGGUUAGGGCGGUAUGCGCCGGUGUUCGAAAUUCAUGAGGUGGAUGAUGAGGUAUUGCCCAUGUUAACACUGGAGGACCUCAAGGAUAUGGGAGUAAAUGCAGUUGGGUCCAGAAGGAAAAUGUAUUGUGCAAUUCAGAAGCUGGGGAAGGGGUUUUCUUGACUCUUGCUUUUGUGACUGUUGGCAAACGAAACACCGAAAAAUCGAAAAAAAUCCUCAGCCAUGGCAAUGUAAGAGACAUGCCUGCAAGUAAAACUGGUUUGAGCUUUUUGGUUAUAUUUUUUUUUCUCUCAAAUCCAACUCAGUAGUAUUUUGGAUGAGUAGAUUUUGGUUUUCAUUGCCCUAUUUACUUUAUUUUUCAUGCUUUUGAUGCCCUGCAAUUUUGGAUCCUUGUACUUCAUUUUGGUAGUAAUGCUGAACUAGUUAUAGUUAUCCAUUGAUCAGAGAACUGUUGUUUUCUUAGUUGGUUCUAACCUUUAGGACAGAAUGGGUAAAAGAAAUGCCUAAAAUUGGUUAAAGGAAGGAUCAAUUGGAGUUAUUUCGUUUCUGCUCUUCUUAUUUCCAUCAAGCAUGCAGAAUAGUUUUGAGCUGAUGGACAGUUCAAUAUAUAUAAUGAUUUCCCAGGUUCUGUGUUCUGUUGAAUUUACGCUUCCUUAUCUAUUAGUUACUAUGAUGUUAAUGUUGUAUAUAGAAAACUAUUGUAUCGAAUUAUAAGCCUUUUGGUAGGUUAAUGAAAUAGUGGCGUUAGGCAAGGAGUUGAAUUUGGAAGUCAGUCUGACCUGUUUUGUCGUGGCUAGCAAAGGGAAAGCCUGAAUGUUGAGAUUAUGAUGUACAGAGUUGCAUAGUUAUCUUUGGACGUUUAACAGUAGAUUGGAUGUCAGUGGAGGGAAUGUUCUCCCGAUACAUCCUUCUUGUAGAACCAGGAGUGGGAUAUAGAGUCCAAGAGGUCAUGCAUUGUUGUUAGAAUAUCCUUGGUUGAUGAGGGUUUUAGGGUUAAUGCUAAGUUGUUCAGAAGGAAAGGUUGCAUUGACCAGUCACAGUAGGGUACAUGAAUUUGCAUACUAACGGGUUGGAGUAUGGCAGGGUAUUAUUUGUGCGUCUCAUUCCAAUGUAACGGGGAUAAAUUGACUUGUGAGAGAUAGAUGUCUAGUAUUAGGAAUCAUGCUUUGAGACCGAAUCAUCAAAGAGCCGACGAUUUGCCUUCUUGUUAUACAUGUAAAACUAAGUAGCUUUCACUGCAUCUUGAUUAUAAUUUUCCAUAUUUAUCUUGUCAAAGUGGUAGGGCUGAUACUGACCUCAUCUAAUUAGACUUGUUGAUCUUAAACAAAAACAUAAGGUUGAGGUUGCAAAUAAUGCUGCUGUUUUAGAGUGUUCCAGGAUUAUAACUUGCACUAGUUGGCUGUAGUUUCUCAGCAAUUUUCAGGAAGCAUGCCUCUGUUCCAUCAACAGGAUGCAAAUUCGAGUUUUAUUGACUAAUCUGUACUUACGUUGUUAUUCUGGCGUUCCCCAAUGUACGUGUGCAAAAAUCUGCGAAGUUUCAUAACAUAUGUUGACUUAAGAAGAGUUCAGGGUCGUAUUCAGCUGAAGUGUACUAUAAGUUUGUGUAAAGGCUUUGCUUGUGUAAUUGUAUUGCAUUUUUUCA